AUGUAUUUGUCAUCGUAUUUGUGUAGCGAGAACAAGCACGUGAGUGGACGAACGGACAGUGUUCAAAUUGUUGAUUUGGAUUUUCUCCGGGACGAAAAAAAAAUGAGUAAAGAUUGUGUGGAUUUGGGAUUUUUGGAAAAAUGUGAACCAUGGCUGUUGACGAAUACAUUUUUUCCCAGCAAAGUUGGAGGUCGACCCGCUUGGUUAGACAUCGAAUCCAUUCCAUCGAAUGACAGAUUGAAGUGUGCCGAAUGUGAAAAACAACUAGAUUUCUUGUGCCAAGUGUACGCUCCACGCGAUGAGUAUGAAACUUGUUUCCAUCGAACAAUAUAUGUCUUCAUUUGUCUUGAUCCUCUCUGCUGGAAGCCAAAUUCAUCCAACACCAUCAAAGUGUUUCGAUGUCAAUUACCGAGAGAGAACAAAUACUAUGAAGCGACACCGCCAAAUGAGGAUGAACCAUCGGACGAAAUAAUUGGCUCAGUGAAACUGUGCCAAGUUUGCGGUUGUCGUGGUCCACUAAGUUGUGGUGCUUGUAAAUCGGUGAAUUACUGUAGCAAAGAGCAUCAAAAAAUCGACUGGAGCCUAGGUGAACACAAGGCAUUAUGUGGUGGAAAUAUAAAACCGUCACCGGGUAAUGAAAAACACCAGUAUCUUCUCGAGGAGUUUGACUUAGUUACGGAGCCGGAGGAAGCGAGUGACUCCAAUGAUGCGGAAAAUGAGGAAGAUCAAGAGGCUCGCCGAUUGAAAGACUACGAAGAAUUCGUACGAAAACAGAAAGAACAAGCCACCGACGACACAUUGACCAAUGUGCCCGACGAAGAGUUUGAAAAAUACACAAAUCAAAUUGAUGACGAUAAAGAUUUCCAUCGAUUUAAAAAACGAAUCGCUGCCGAUCCGGAGCAAGUGCUUCGUUUCGAUCGAGGUGGCAAACCAUUGUGGAUAACCAGCAAAAAUCAGCCGGAACUCAGCGCCAUUCCUGCAUGCGACAUUUGCAACGAACCCAGAGUAUUUGAAUUUCAAAUUAUGCCACAGCUAUUGAAUUCGUACAAGGAAUUAAACAUUGACUGGGGCAUCAUAGCCAUUUACACAUGCGAACAGAGUUGCAACACAAAUGGAAAUUAUGUGGAUGAAUACUGUUACAAACAGGACAUUUGUGAAACGGUUGACGAGGAAAAGCAUUGAAAUGAUGAUUUUCAUUUUGCAAAACAUUAUUAUUGUUAAGCUAAUCACAAGACUCAUUUCUUUUUUGUAUCAAUUUGUUAAUUCCAGCCUGUGGUGAUUUAAAACAAAUGCUUAUGCAUUAUCUCUAUCAUUUGAAAUUAUUGAGAAAUCGCUUUUAUCAUGUCACACACGGCAAUUUUGAAAGCCAUUAUUCUCAGAAAUGUUGAUUGCGACACAGUGUUUGCUAUGGAUUUAUCUCAUUGAGAAGUGUGCGUGUGUUUUUUUUAUGAUAUCACUGAAUAGGUGACAUGAAUUCACGUUAAACGGAUCACGAUUGUUAAGAUUGAUAUGUUUUGAGAUUAUCUUCAAGCUACGAAAAUGGGCAAAAGAGGAGGAGAAGAGAGGGAUUUGUAAAUAAAAGAACUAUGAACAAGUCGAAAUCAAAGAAA
Molecule: messenger RNA, 1610 nt
Organism: Sitodiplosis mosellana (orange wheat blossom midge)
Lineage: Eukaryota; Metazoa; Arthropoda; Insecta; Diptera; Cecidomyiidae
Gene: Zfrp8
Product: programmed cell death protein 2
Exons: 5
Coding region: 1-1182 (393 amino acids)
Cellular component (GO): cytoplasm; nucleus
Source: RefSeq, a predicted model, not a curated record